UGUGGUGAAGUGUGACAAGUGACAGCUGACGUUUGUGUCAUGGUUGCCUAAACAAAACAAGGCGUAAAACACCCGUCUUUUCAUUUCGUUCAAAAUCUGCAAUUAUUACUUUACAAUGAAUCAACUAGAGGAUAAAGUACUCAACGUUACUCAAGCUAUUGAACGUCAGGUGGAUGCGGCUAUCGAACAUAUUGAAAAUUUGGACAUCAACGACCUAGAGACACUCCGCAAGCAACGCAUAAACGAACUGAAACAAAAGGAGGCGCAGCGCCACGAAUGGCUCUCGAGUGGGCACGGACAGUAUGAGGAACUAGCCGAAGAAAAAAUGUUCUUUGACGUUAUCAAAAAAUCCAAGAAUUGUGUUAUCCACUUCUAUACGAAUUCGUCACCAAGGUGCGCUAUCGUCGACAAACACUUGAAGAUUCUAGCACCUAAACACAUCGAAACUAGAUUCGUUUCAUUGAAUGCUGAAAAGUGCCCAUUUUUGGCACAAAAUCUCAAAAUUAAAACAAUUCCGUCGAUCGUGCUAGUUCACGAGAGCGUGAUGGUUGAUAAAAUCGUGGGUUUCACCCAACUUGGUAACCGCGAUGAUUUCUCAACGGAAUUACUCGAGUGGAGGAUUGCUCAGAACCGAAUUAUUGAUUAUGAGGGCGAUUUGUCAACUCCGCCACAUUUGCAAGAGAAAAAGAGCAAAAAUAGUGGGAAGAAAAUUCGUGACAGUGCUUACAAUAAAGACGACGACGACUUGGAUAUUGAAGAGUAUGCGCUGGCACGUGAUUGUCUGAAAAGUGGAGAUGGUUUGAACAAGGUCAAUUAUCAGUCGACUGAUUUGACACCUGAAGAAGCUGCUGAACUAGGACUUGACUAAUCUCAUUUUUAUACAGCCUUAUAUUAAAAUUUAUUCAUUUGCUUAAUAAAAAAUUACUUACAAGAAA
Zophobas morio is the source of this 935-nucleotide messenger RNA. Its product is annotated as thioredoxin domain-containing protein 9. The transcript has 2 exons. Gene Ontology annotation, biological process: microtubule cytoskeleton organization. Bases 116 to 868 code for a protein of 250 amino acids. The record is from RefSeq and is a predicted model, not a curated record. Lineage: Eukaryota; Metazoa; Arthropoda; Insecta; Coleoptera; Tenebrionidae. Gene Ontology annotation, cellular component: cytoplasm.